AGGGUACCUGAUCUGGGAAUGGGUUUAUCACAUUUCCAAAAAAAAUGCAGUACUUGUCUUGUUACAGGGUACAAAUGCAAUCUUUUAUAAGCUCUCUGCUUACCAUAUUUCUUUCAGCCAAAACGCUUUGGUAAUGGCUCGAGCCCUAUGGGCUUUCGUACAGAAAUAUCAUCUUUUGGUGGUACAAAACUUGUAAAUGGCUUUGAAAAAAGCAAACAUUUAGUAAACUAAAGCUUUUCGUCUGACACUCUUCAGAGUUUAAAACGUCAGAACAUAGAUCGAAAACUCUACGCUAAGAAAUAUAUAUACCCAGUUGUGGAUCGAAAUAGGCCAAUCAGAAACACGAGCACAUGACUGUAAAGGUUGACCAAUCAGUGCCGCUUGCCUAUUAGAGUGUCCUUAAAGGCCGUUUUCCACUAGGCGAAUUUAUUCGCGCGAAGCGACUUUUUUCGAGCAUACGCAUGCGUAUUUAAAUUCUCGCACAGAAGCUCAUUCGCGGUGACUGUUCGCAGCAGCGAAAAAGUGAGUUCGAAUGGAUUCAACUUUUUCGCGGCGAAGAAAGGCGCAAGCCAAUUAAUUUGCUGGAAGCCUGUCAUGUGACAUCCAUGACCAAAAGUCGCGCCAAAACAACAGCAGCAGAAAGAAAACAUGGCUGCAAUGACACUGAAUCUCUUACAACAAAUGAUGGCAAAUGGAGACAUAACUGUGGCUGACCUUGCCAGUUUAGCAAAUACCAACAGUCAACAGGAACUCUACAACCACGAAGACAAUGCUGCCACGCCAGGCUCCGUUGAUGAGACAGGUUUUGAGGAGACAGAGACGAUCGUCUCUGUUGUCACCACCACCCCCGAGAACAACCUACAAGGCCUAGACCAGUACAAUGGCGAAGAACUACUUGCAGCUGAAUUCGACAAAGAAGUAUUUUUGGAAGAAGUCCGCAAGUACAGAUGUUUGUGGGAUAUUGCUUCCGAAGGAUACAAAAUUAGGCCCAUGAAGCAAAACGCAUGGUCAAAAAUAGGCCAGUUAUUCAACAAGGACGUGGAAUUUCUUCAGAGGCAUCUAAAAAAUCUAAAGGACAACCUGAAAAAAUGUUUGGACAAGAGGAACCGGAUGACUAGGUCUGGUGCUGCUGCAACCUUGAAUGCUGAACUGAAGAGCGGCCUGCGGGAAUUGUGCGAAAAGGCAGCAAUUUGCCCUUUCGGCGCUGAGCUCGACAAAGAUAAUAAACAAAAUUUGGAACAGCAAAACUGGUUAUAUAUAUAA
Rhopilema esculentum is the source of this 1263-nucleotide messenger RNA. The record is from RefSeq and is a predicted model, not a curated record. NCBI's taxonomy places the organism in Eukaryota, Metazoa, Cnidaria, Scyphozoa, Rhizostomeae, Rhizostomatidae.